AUGGGCGAGACUGUUAUUAAUCAGAAAAAUGACGACGGUCUUGGUGGUUGGGACUCAUGGGAUGUGCCAUCAUCUGUGGUGAGUGAUGGUGGAGGAAGGACUUCAUUAUCACCACAGCAGUCUAUGCUGCAACAACAAAUCAACCAAUACCGACUCAAUCAACAAAGAAAAUUGCAAGAGCCUGUGGCAGAACCUGAACCUGAACCAAAUUAUUUUGAAGUAAGUUUGGAAUUUAACUGUAAACUUCUUUUUCUAAACAUUAUUUAUACUUUUUUUUUACUGGGAGCAAUCAUGGCACCCAAUAGGCAUACCAGUGGUGCUGAAAGUGACAAGAAAAGGUAUAAGCAUUUAAGUCUUAGAGUUAAUGAAGAAAGUAGAGGUAUUAGACAAAAGAUAGCCUGCAGCCGUAAUGAAGUGUCACUGCAGUUAAAAAAGAAUGAGGUUUCACUCACUGAAUAUUGUCCGACCUUUCUGAUUUUUUGCAUAUAUACAUGUACCAACAUUUCAAUAUGUAACAUAUGUUGGACAGCCUUGUGGAGAAUGACAUGUGUAACAGUGAUGGUUUUAUGUAGAAAGACAUCUCCAACAUUUAAUUUUUUAGGCCAUCCUAGUUCUGUAGAUUGUAUAUGUUUCUGUAAACCUAUUUGGUUGUUGUGUGUUGAUCAGUCUGCAGAGCUUGAGGAGUGGAUGGAUGAUAACGGAGGCUGGGAGGACGAGGCUGAGGAGGAGGCAGACCUGGAUGCAGUGUUGCGCGAGAAGAGGCAGUUUGAAAGAGAACGACGGAGACAGGAACAGCAGAGACGCAAGGCUGAGAAGGAAGCUGCACGCUGCACUAAACUAUCUGCUUCCAAGAUUGCCACUAAGCUGUCAUAGGGAACAUAUACACUAUAGUGUGUUUUUAUGUUAAUCUUAUUUACUUGAAGACCUUUUCAUAUGUUUCAAGUUCAUGUGUGUUUCUUUUUCUGAGUGCCUGUGAUUCUCUUCAUUAUUUUAGUAUUUUGAUAAAAUUUAUAGUGCAGAGUAUAGUACUUUAAGCUAAGAUGUAAUUUUAUGUAGUUCUAUAAAGGUAAUGUACAUGCAGUGUUGUGAUACAAAUUUUAUAUAGAAAAUAAUAGGAUGUUUCAGAUAUAAUUUUAUAUAUAAUGAAUCAUGUUAAAUGAUUAUUUUUUGUUAUAUACUGAAUUAUCAUUUAAAUCUUCUGUUAAGGUGAUGUAUCCUUGAUCUCAUUCUCAAAGGUAAGGUGCAAGAGAAAUUUUUAUGUUAUAAGCUCUAGUACUACAUAUUAAGGAUAUUUUUUUCAUACAAGACUAAUUCCGUCAUGUACUCAAGUGUUAUCUCAUGCUCCAGUGGCUCACUCUCUCAUGACACACACACAUACAUACAAUAGCCCACAGUGGCUGGCAAAAUUGUGGAGAAGUAUUGAAUAGUGUUGUCUAUAGAUCGUAAACUGAGGUAAAUGAAGAUGCUUAGGACAGUGAGCCUUUAUAAAACAAUGUUUUGCUAUAUGUAAGCUUUAUGAAGUCCUGAGGUGCACACAACCCUGUCACACCAGCUGAGAAGAGGGGUUGGAGGUAGUGGCAGAAGGAGCUGUCCAUAAUGUUGCUAGGGCAGAAACUGUCCAUAAUGUUGCUAGGGCAAGAACUGUCCAUAAUGUUGCUAGGGCAGGAACUAAACAUAAUGUUGCUAGGGCAGGAGUGAGUUCAUAAUGUUGCUAGGGCAGGAGUGAGUCCAUAAUGCUGCUAGGGCAGGAGUGAGUCCAUAAUGCUGCUAGGGCAGGAGUGAGUCCAUAAUGCUGCUAGGGCAGGAGUGAGUCCAUAAUGUUGCUAGGGCAGGAGUGAGUCCAUAAUGCUGCUAGGGCAGGAGUGAGUUCAUAAUGUUGCUAGGGCAGGAGUGAGUCCAUAAUGCUGCUAGGGCAGAUGUGGGUCCACGUGUUUCACAUUUAACCUUUUUUGUUGAAUAUAUAAAUUUUUUUCUCUUAAGACACACUACACUAAGGCAAAGCAAAAUUCAACAUGUUUUGGUGAAUAUUCCCUAGUGAAUGUAUACAAAAGUUGAAUUUUCAGAUUUCUUUAUAAAAAAUAUGCACUGAUUACAUUUAUUCAUAAUUAUACAUAAAUUUGUGCAUGCUAAUUUGAGAAUUAUCAGGAAGGUGCAACAAUUUUUUUUUUUUUUUAUUUUUAACAAGUCAGCCGUCUCCCACCAAAGCAAAGUGACCCAAAAAGAAAGAAAAUUCCCAGAGAGAAAAGACUUUCAUCAUUCAACACUUUCACCUCACUCACACAUAAUCACUGUUUUUGCAGAGGUGCUCAGAAUACAACAGUUUAGAAGCAUAUACGUAUAAAGAUACACAACAUAUCCCUCCAAACUGCUAAUAUCCCGAAACCCCUCCUUUAGAGUGCAGGCAUUGUACUUCCCAUUUCCAGGACUCAAGUCCGGCUAUAUAAAAAUAACCGGUUUCCCUGAAUCCCUUCACUAAAUAUUACCCUGCUCACACUCCAACAGAUCGUCAGGUCCCAAAUACCAUUCGUCUCCAAUCACUCCUAUCUAACACGCUCAUGCACGCUUGCUGGAAGUCCAAGCCCCUCGCCCACAAAACCUCCUUUACCCCCUCCCUCCAACCUUUUCAAGGACGACCCCCUACCCUGCCUUCCUUCCCUUACAGAUUCAUACGCUCUCCAUGUCAUUCUACUUUGAUCCAUUCUCUCUAAAUGACCAAACCACCUCAACAACCCUCUUCAGCCUUCUGACUAAUACUUUUAUUAACUCCACACCUCCUAAUUUCCACACUCCAAAUUCUCUGCAUAAUAUUUACACCACACAUUGCCCUUAGACAGGACAUUUCCACUGCCUCCAACCGUCUCCUCGCUGCAGCAUUUACAACCCAAGCUUCACACCCAUAUAUAUAAAUAUAUAUAUAUAUAUUUUUUUUUUUUCAACAAACCGGCCGUAUCCCACCGAGGCAGGGUGGCCCAAAAAGAAAAACAAAAGUUUCUCUUUUUUAAAUUUAGUAAUUUAUACAGGAGAAGGGGUUACUAACCCCUUGCUCCCGACAUUUUAGUCGCCUCUUACAACACGCAUGGCUUACGGAGGAAGAAUUCUGUUCCACUUCCCCAUGGAGAAUAAAUAUAUAUAUGUUUAUUUAUUUAAUGGCCAUCUCCCAUCAAGGCAGAGUGACCCAAGGAAGAAAACACAUUCACUAUCAUUCACUUAAUCGCCGUCUUUUCAGAAGUGUGCUGACAUCACAAUCAGAGUAUCCUCCAGUUGCAGUAUCCCCACUCUUUCAGAGUGCAGGCACUGCCCUUCCCACCUCCAGGAGUGCAGUACAUAUCUCAGAGAGAUCUCUGUUCAGGUUCCAUAAACCACUAGUAGGAAUAACAACCUGUCAGUAUAAACUCUUAAAUACUAGUGAUAAUCUCCAAGAUAACGUUUUGCCAGUUAGUUAUCUGUAUAUAUUCUGCGCUCCCUUCCCUGACUAGAUCGUUCAGUGCCCAAGCCUCAAGCAUCAUGUAGCUGCCGAUCUCAGUUCCAUGUAGGUUUCUCAACAUAAGAUGGAAGAAGCACUGCAGCAGGGCUACUGACCUAUGCUAGACAAGUCGAAGUCACCUACCGGCUUAAGCUACUGGCCAAAGUCAGUCAGGUGCAAGUCACAUCCACUUUAGAAGGAUGGAGCACUGCAUCAGACCCACUAGCACAAGCCAGUCAGGUCCAGCUCACACCCACUCUUGUAUUUGUGUAGCCUGUUUUUAAAACUACACAUGGUUUUAGCUUCAGUGAUGAUACUCAAGAGUUUGUUCCACUGAUCCACAACUCUAUUGCCAAACCAGUGCUUUCCUAUAUCCUUUCUGAACCUAAAUUUUUCCGACUUGAAAUCAUUGCUGUGAAUCCUGAGGAGUCUUGGUUAGAUACUUUUAGCACGUUAUUUACAUCUUCCAUAUUUAUUCUUGUUUUCCAUUUAUGCACCUCACUCAUAUUCCCUCUAAUUCUACGCCUUUCUAGAGAGUACAGAUUCAGGGGCCCUGAAUCUAUCCUCAUAGGAAAGAGUUCUGAUAUAUGGGAUCAACUUCGUCAUCCUCCUUUGUACGUUUUCCAGUGCAUUUAUAUCGAUUCUGUAAUACAGUGACCAGAACUGUGAGGCCUAACCAAAGAUAUAUAGAGUUGAAAAACAACCUGAGGACUCCUCUUAUUUAUACUUCUUGAUAUGAAGCCAAGGAUUUUGUUCACUGUGUUGUAAACAUGAAUACACUGUUGUUUUGGUUUUAGAUUACUCUUUUUAUGUGGACAUUAUACUUGCUGCUCCACAAUGGAUGACAGUGAUGGACACUGUUUCACAUGGCAUACAGGCCAGAUUUAACCAGAAUGGCUUAUUCAGUGGGCUUUGCUGAAUAAACAGUGGAUUUAAGUGAUGUGCACUUGAUGUGAAUGUUGUUGAUGCUUUUAUGGUUCAGACAUCACUUAAACAUGCUCUUAAAAGGUUACUAAUAUUCUGGUUGGAAAAGGACUAGAUAUAUCCCUAGUGUUUCUCCCAGUUUUUCAUUUCAAACCACUUCUUAGUAUUUCUUGAAUGACCUGCUUCCACUGUUGGAAUACUUAGCACCUACCCAAUACACAAGCUGCCUCUUUUGAACAGAUUAUGGACAGUUAUAGGCUAAAAUCAAUUCAGGAUUUAAUUGUAUACUUGAACAGAUAUACGUACCUCUCUGCCAGUCAAGAUCCUGGUGGUAUAACUUUCAUGAAGGAAUUUAAGAACCUCAGUCAAUUACCAAGGGACAUUCAGCCAGCUUACUCACUGUUGAUUUCUCUCCAGGAAAUAUCUAAUGUUUAUUCACCUAAGGAAACUGAAAAUUAAUGCUUUAUCAUUGCCAAAGUUUCUCUGUUUCAGUACCAAGUGUCAUGGCCUUGUCCCAGAAGUGGCCAGACAUUACGUUCUCCAUAAAAAUAACCCCAACAUUCCCUUCAAUGCAGGUUUUACUACAUUUGCACAAGGAUACAGAAGCUAGGUUGUUUUUCAGCUUGUUUCAGAAGAAAGAUAGUGUUCAGUCUUGUAGUGCUUUAAGUCCUUUUGCUGGGAAUGUUAAGGUCAGCAUUUCUGCUAAUGCCCCUUUUAUGGAUGGUGACAGCCAUAGUUAAUCAAUGGACUGAGUAUUGGUAAGGGCCUACUUCAUUAGUUUCCGACCUCUCCCUCUGAAGAUUCCUCAUGGCACCCCCAUCAUAUAUUCUGAUCUCUCUUUUAUUUCAUCAGUAAAACAAGGAAGCAUCAACUUGGGCUUAAACCUUCAUCAGCCAUCAGUGAUGCUUCUUCCCCAAGGCUACCGUUCCAUUUAGGACAAGGAACCCACUCGUUCUACAUAUUCUCAGUGUGGUUCUUCAUGUUGUCAAAUUUGCAAAACACUGGUCCAUGGUUCCUAAAGCUUCCCAAGGAGCUUUACUCUAGAAAUGAUAAGAAUACCAAAUUAGGAGAUUGAUUCGGUUCUUUUUUUAGAACUUAGAGAAUCUUCCACCCCAGGUACUUAGAAGAGGAAUGUGGCAUCAUUAGAAAUGUCUUUGCCAUGCUACACAAUUCUUUCCAUUUCAUUCUGAAUGCCGAGAAUGCUUUCAGCAUCCAAAGAGGAAAUGCUUUCAAUAUCCAAAGAGGAUAAUGAUUGUGCCAGAUGGCACACAGACAAUAAAGGCAGGUAGAAUGGAUGUCACAGUCAUAAUUUCCAAAACUGUUAGAAACUUCACCACACCAGGACACAGCAGCCAGUAAAACAUUACUGCCAGAGUAUGCAACAUUCUCUAUGAUGGUUGUGACAAACUGCAUUGGUGAAACUUCAUAUGAACUAAAAACCAGAGUUCAGGAGCACCAAUACACUUGUAGGAUACAUAACACCAACACUAACAUUAAUGCUUCAUGGCAUGGCACGAUGCCACACUCAUCAAAAACAACCACUGGCUCACAUCAUACUAAAAUGAUGUUCUUUACAGUAGGGGUUGGGGCAAAUAUGCUGACCAGAAACUACAUGAGUUCAGCAACAUUGUCCAGUGUAUUUCUUGCAGUACUCCACUGACACAAAAUUCAUCAAACUCCAGGGAUUUCACUCACCUCAGCUAUUUCUUCAGUCUCAUGAGUAUAUGUACAUGCAUGCUCUUUGUAUCCUCUUUAUGACUAGAUAAAGAUCUUACCAGAUGGAAAUGUUGUUCUAAUAAAAGCUUGCUCUGUAAUGUGUCUUUUCUUAAUUAUUGUUAGCAGCAUGCCAUUUCCAAAUUGUGGAGAAACAUUAGCUACACAACACAAGUCAUCAUGGCUUUAGAGCAGGAAGAUCUUGCUUAUUGCAACUAUGGUGGAACCUCGGCUUAUGCACGCCCCAUCAUGCAAACUUUUCAGGAUACGAACCGUUGUUCGGUUGAUUUUUUGCUUCUGGAUACGAAUGAAAUUUCAGGAUGUGUACUUCCUCUUCAAGGGAGGCUCUUAAUAUAUAUAAAUAAAUAAAAUAUUUAUUUCUUUGCAAAGGCUAUAAUGUGUGUUUACAUAUCAUAAUAUGAUUGGAGCAAAGAAAGCCACUAAUCAUGCAGAGGCAUUUCGGGCAGACUUAACCUAAUACGUGUACUUAUAGACUACUUAAGUCUAGACAGGUGACAAGUAGUGGCCACCAAUGUUUUGCUGAUGGUGGCACCAACUACUGGCAGCUUUUUGAAGCUUCUCCUUACUGUUGUUGUUAUUAUUAUUACUAUUAAAAUGUAUUAUUAUUAUUGUAAUAGUUAUUAUUAUUCUUUCAACACACCGGCCGUAUCCCACCAAGGCAGGGUGGCCCAAAAAGAAAAACGAAAGUUUCUCUUUUAAAUUUAGUAAUUUAUAUGGGAGAAGGGGUUACUAGCCCCUUGCUCCCGGCAUUUUAGUCGCCUCUUACAACACGCAUGGCUUAUGGAGGAAGAAUUCUGUUCCACUUCCCCAUGGAGAUAAGAGGAAAUAAACAAGAACAAGAACUAGAAAGAAAAUAGAAGAAUACCCAGAGGGUUGUGUAUAUAUAUAUGCUUGUACAUGUAUGUGUAGUGUGACCUAAGUGCAAGUAGAAGUAGCAAGACAUACCUGAAAUCUUGCAUGUUUAUGAGAGACAAGACACCAGCAAUUCUACCAUCAUGUAAAACAAUUACAGGUUUUCGUUGUACACUCACUUGGCAGGACGGUAGUACCUCCCUGGGCGGUUGCUGUUUACCAACCUACUACCUAGGAGUUAUUAUUAUAAUAAUUAUUAUUAUUAUUGUUAUAAUAAUUAUUAUUACUAUUAUUAUUAGUAGUAGUAUGUAUGUGGUGAGGGGCUCUUGAUCUAGGGAAUUGGAUCUGUGUUCCAGUUCCCUAAAUUAAGCCUGAAUACCUUCCAUCCCCUCCCACAAGUGCUUCCCCAUUAUGAUAAUAAUAUAUGUAUAAUAAUAAUAUAAUAAUAAUGUACUAUAAUAAUAUAAUAAUAGAUGGCUUCGAAAGGCCAUCACUAGAUGGCAGUGAAUACCACAACAAUAUGGGAGCGGUUAUGGCCGCCACCACUUGUCACAUAAUGACAUAUUUUAUUCAUUCUAGAGUAUAUAUCGGGUUUCUGUGUUAUUUAUAUUGUUUAUUAGUUGACAUUAGAGUCAUAUUGAAGGAGAAUUUUGUCCUGUCUCCAAACAAUAAACUUUCCUCCGCCUCCAGCACCACUACAUAGCCACAUGCGUAAUGACAUAUUUUAUUCAGUCUAGAGUAUAUAUCAGGUUUCUGUUAUUUAUAUUAUUUAUUAUGUUACAUUAGAUCAAUUGUGAUAGAUAAAUAAGCCGUAGAGUUGAUAGUGGCGUUAUAUUGAAGUGUAUUUUUCCUUCUUCUGAGAGCAGGAAUUCUGCCAGAACGGAUUAAUGGCUUUUCAAUUAAUUUAAAUGAGGAAAAUUGACUCAGCAUAUGAACAAAUCAGGAUACGAACAACGUCAUGGAACGGAUUAAGUUCAUAAGCCGAGAUUUCACUGUACGUAUUAGAUCAUUGAUAAAAUUGCAGAAGCCUGGAAAGGAAGACAGAAUACUGAUGCUAUCCACAGGGAUUUUGUAAAGGCUUUAACAUUCAGUAAUUGCUCAUAAAAUGAGGCUAGCAAAUAUAACAAGAAAAGUAGGGAAAUAGUUUUUCAGAUUUCUGAUAAACAGAUCACAAAGAAUGGUAGUAAACAAAAUAAAAUAAAAUCCUGUAUUAGCAAAGUAAGAAAGAGUUCAGUUCCCCAAGGCACUAUUUUAUCACCAUUACAAUUUCUUAUCCUCAUAGUAGACAUAGACAAGAACUCUAACCACGUCUUUGUAUCUUUUGCAGGCUACACGAAAAUAAGAAUGAAAGUCACUUCAGUAGAAGACAGAAAAAUUAUGAACAGGUAUCAGCAAAUAUCUUCAGUGGGCAGAUGAAAACAACAUGAUGUUCAGUGGGGACAAAUUUUAAUUGCUUAGGUAUGGGAAGAAGGAAGAAUUCAGAUGAGCACAGUACAUAUACAAAACACAAGCAGCCCAUCAUGUGGAACAUAAGGAAUAAUUAUGUUAGGUCUGACAUUUAGAGUCAAAUGCAGCAAAGGCCAGGAAAGUGACAGGGUUGAUUAUAAGAGCUGUCACAAUAGGAGCAGAAUUGCCAUUGAUGUUACUUGCAAAUUGGUGGUUCUCGUACAACGAGUAUUCUUUGCUCACAAUGCCUUUCAAGGCAGGAGAGAGAACAGAGUUGGAAAAUACAGAGUUUGUUUACCACCUGCACAAAAUUGAUAACACAUCUGAACUGUUUGGACUCUUGAAACACUUGGUAGGUACAUUGUAACCCUAGGGUGGAAGUAGGUUAUGCCCAAGAGUUGGGCUAGAGGUUAGCUGUUGGGUAGAAGAUAGUAUCUGUACCAAGGUUAAAUGGUGCCUCUGUGUCAGACAAGUACUGUUAUAUUAAAAGUAUCCAUGACUGACAAGUUGGUAAAUAAACAUAUGCAACACCCGGGUACUGUAUCUUUUUUAUGAAAACUUAUUUUGCCAACCAGUGUAUUUUUUUUUAAUUAAUACAGAGAUUAUACUGGACAGUGGAAGAUAAGGUGAUCAGUCCCUCAGCCUCUGUACCAUGAAAUAGUGGCACUUGGAUACCUUCUACAACUCCAUUGCUAAUCUCUGUCCAAACUUUUGGUCAUGACCUACUUCCAUUAACAAGUUAUGCUCAUCUAUGAUGAUACCUUCAGCUACCAUAUCUCUCUACUGUCUUCAAUAUAUGUGGCCCUUCUGCCUCUGCUUCAGAUUGAUCAAGUGUUCAGAUUGAACACUUAUCAAAACUGAAGAACUGAUUAUCUCAUCUUUCAUUGUCUCCAGUAUAGUCUCUACUGAACUGAAAAAGCCACUGGUUAGCAAAAAAAUAUUGUCAUAAUAAAGUUACUUAGGUGUUGUACAUGUGUCGAGAGUUAAAUUAGGGGUUAUAGGUAGUUUAGAACCAUGCUUCCCAUCCUCUCCCAUCAGUUUGAUGUUCUUCAACGUGUAUCACAUCUUUUGAGAGGAGCUCUAAAUGAGUUUUAAUAGCUUCAUCACAUCAUGUUCUGAUCUCUUGUACAUGAUUGAAACUAUCCCUUGGAAUCCAGGAAAGUUGUUUAUGCAUUCAGGUCAAAGUUCUUCCUAUACACAUUUCAUUGUGGCAGUGAAUUCUGAGAAUAUAUGAUUGUUAGCAAUGGGGUCUGUGAUGUUAUAUUUUGCUCAGAACUCCCUAAUUGUUGGUUUUCCCCUCACCAUUUGUGUCUUUGAUGAGCUGAGAGAAGGCUCUUGUAUAAAAAGCCUUAGAAGUUUCUAAAAAAAAACUUUAACCCUUUGAGGGUCGACAGGUCCUCUCAGAGACUCGUUCUCAGGGUCGGCCAAAUUUCCAAAAAAAAAAAAAAUUAUUUUUUCUUAUGAAAAAAAUAGUUUUUUUUUUUUGUUUCUAAAUAUUAUAGGCUAAACAAAAAAUUUUCACCAUCAAUACUUACGGAGAUAUGGAGGCGUGAAGUUGAUGAAAAAGGGGGACAAUGUGGCAACAUUGCUGACUGCCAUCUCCUGGUAUUCUUUUAUUUACUUUCUUAUGUACUAAUUUCUAUUAUUUUUUAAUUUUUCUUUUUCCAAGUAACUUUUAUGGCCUGUGAGACCAAUAUGAUCAGUAUUUUGUAAGUUUUUUCUUUUUCAAUACUACACAAUAAGGGCAUAAACACUGUUGUCAUUGUUUUGUUUAUAAAAAAUAUUUACACAAACAAAUGAUAUGAAAUGUUGUUUAUUACUAUUUUUCUAUAUUUUAUAUACACAUAUACAGCCACAGGGAAUGUUUCUAGAAGUUCUGCAGCCUGUGGAAGUCUUUGAAACAUGUUGUCAUGCACAGUGGUGUUUUACACUCCUCACACAUAAAACGAGUGUCUCUGCGUUGUUGUGGGCGUUUUUUUGUAUGUGCACAGACGUAACACCUCUUCUGAGCCUUUUUCUUGAAAGCAGUAGCAGGCAGGUGACUUAUUUUGCAGAAACAAGCACCAAAAACAGUGAUAAUGAGGAAUGUACCGAAUGCAUCCUUAGAUGCGCGUACACUGGCUGGCUUGUAAACACUGGCACACACGGGGCAGUUCAGGCCACACGUGGACACGUCUCGUACGAAUCGCAUCGCAUACCUGGUUUUGUAACGGGAACCGAGGCAAAUUUUUGGCGAUAUAAUGCAUCGGCUACUGGAUUUAUUGGAUACCAAUAGCAUCGCGAACCGGGGGUCCACUGUAUUAUGAAAUAUUUCAUAUGAACAAGUGAGGGGACCGUCACUCACUGGUAAACAAUGGCACACUGGCUGGGAAGGUAGGCCGAGGUGGCUCAGAGCGUGAAUACGCGUCCCAGAUGAAGGACGAUUAGCGAGUCAACUGACCAUUUGCGAGCCAAUGUUUGGAUGAAAAUAAUGCAACGAUUUCCAAAAAGAACGACUAUCGAGCCAGACGAUUAUUGAGGGACCACUGUAUGUAAAAAAACGUGGAUCUUUUUUUUUUUUUUUUUUAAAUUUGAAAAUAUGUAAAAAAACUUAGAUCUACGUUUUUUAUUGUUAUUACGUAUUAUUAUUAUUAUUAUUAUUAUCACACUGGCCGAUUCCCACCAAGGCAGGGUGGCCCGAAAAAGAAAAACUUUCACCAUCAUUCACUCCAUCACUGUCUUGCCAGAAGGGUGCUUUACACUACAGUUUUUAAACUGCAACAUUAACACCCCUCCUUCAGAGUGCAGGCACUGUACUUCUCAUCUCCAGGACUCAAGUCCGUCCUGCCGGUUUCCCUGAACCCCUUCGUAAAUGUUACUUUGCUCACACUCCAACAGCACGUCAAGUAUUAAAAACCAUUUGUCUCCAUUCACUCCUAUCAAACACGCUCACGCAUGCCUGCUAGAAGUCUAAGCCCCUCGCACACAAAACCUCCUUUACCCCCUCCCUCCAACCUUUCCUAGGCCGACCCCUACCCUGCCUUCCUUCCACUACAGACUGAUACACUCUUGAAGUCACUCUGUUUUGCUCCAUUCUCUCUACAUGUCCGAACCACCUCAACAACCUUUCCUCAGCCCUCUGGACAACAGUUUUGGUAAUCCCGCACCUCCUCCUAACUUCACACCACACAUUGCCCUCAGACAUGACAUCUCCACUGCCUCCAGCCUUCUCCUUGCUGCAACAUUCAUCACCCAUGCUUCACACCCAUAUAAGAGAGUUGGUAAAACUAUACUCUCAUACAUUCCCCUCUUUGCCUCCAAGGACAAAGUUCUUUGUCUCCACAGACUCCUAAGUGCACCACUCACCCUUUUCCCCUCAUCAAUUCUAUGAUUCACCUCAUCUUUCAUAGACCCAUCCACUGACACGUCCACUCCCAAAUAUCUGAAUACAUUCACCUCCUCCAUACUCUCUCCCUCCAAUCUUUCAUCACCUAAUCUUUUUGUUAUCCUCAUAACCUUACUCUUUCCUGUAUUCACUUUUAAUUUUCUUCUUUUGCACACCCUACCAAAUUCAUCACCAAUCUCUGCAACUUCUCUUCAGAAUCUCCCAAGAGCACAGUGUCAUCAACAAAGAGCAACUGUGACAACUCCCACUUUAUGUGUGAUUCUUUAUCUUUUAACUCCACGCCUUUUGCCAAGACCCUCGCAUUUACUUCUCUUACAACCCCAUCUAUAAUAUAUUAAACAACCACGGUGACAUCACACAUCCUUGUCUAAGGCCUACUUUUACUGGGAAAUAAUUUCCCUCUUUUCUACAUACUCUAAGUUGAGCCUCACUAUCCUCGUAAAAACUCUUCACUGCUUUCAGUAACCUACCUCCUACACCAUACACCUGCAACAUCUGCCACAUUGCCCCCUAUCCACCCUGUCAUACGCCUUUUCCAAAUCCAUAAAUGCCACAAAGACCUCUUUAGCCUUAUCUAAAUACUGUUCACUUAUAUGUUUCACUGUAAACACCUGGUCCACACACCCCCUACCUUUCCUAAAGUCUCCUUGUUCAUCUGCUAUCCUAUUCUCCGUCUUACUCUUAAUUCUUUCAAUAAUAACUCUACCAUACACUUUACCAGAUAUACUCAACAGACUUAUCCCCCUAUAAUUUUUGCACUCUCUUUUAUCCCCUUUGCCUUUAUACAAAGGAACUAUGCAUGCUAUCUGCCAAUCCCUAGGUACCUUACCCUCUUCCAUACAUUUAUUAAA
This is a messenger RNA of Cherax quadricarinatus, 12655 nucleotides long. NCBI's taxonomy places the organism in Eukaryota, Metazoa, Arthropoda, Malacostraca, Decapoda, Parastacidae. The record is from RefSeq and is a predicted model, not a curated record.